AUGAACAUUUUGCCGAAGAAAAAGUGGCAUGUACGAACUAAAGAAAAUGUGGCCCGGGUACUCAAAGAUGAAGAAAACGCUAGAUUGGAAGGGGAGAAAGAACAGGAACGAAUUCUUAAAGCAGAGAGUGAGUCUCGUCUUGCUUUGCUAAGGACACGGGCAACUUCUAAAUAUCAAGGUGAAGCUGCUGCUCACAAGUUGGAGCACAUAGAUUUGUUUUCAAACUUACAAAAUAAAACUCAGAACAAAGGUGCAUCUGAAGAGAAAGCUGAUGAACAAAAGAAUUGGGAAAUGAAAGUAGGAUAUUUAAAGCAACUAGGACAAGGCUCUAGUGAGCUAGCUGUUGAUAAACCAUGGUAUCAGAAAAAUCCAGACGAACUUAAACAUUUACAAAAAAGAAAGCAACGGUAUGACCCCAUUGAUUUAAUGGAUCCCCUUAAUGAAAUGAACAAAAGGAGAAAGGGUGUCGAUUAUGCAACACCCAUUCCAGCAGAGCCAGAAACAGUUUUUGUUGACAUUGAUUUUCAUGAUAAAGUUGUUGAGUUUUCUAAUGAACGUAAAAAACAUGGAAAGCUUGUUUCUAAAGAGAGUUCUAAUGUUAAUAAAAAGAAAGCCAAUAAAAAGAAAGCUAAAAAGAAAAAGAGACAUUCCUCCUCCAGCUCUGAUAAGGGUAAAUCAAAAUCAAUCUCACAGCUUCGUGAAGAAAGGCUUAAACGCGAGCAGGCAGAGCAUAUUACUGCUGAAAAACUGUUAAACCCUAAUUAUUCAAAAUCAGUUGAAACUCAUGACAAUGAUUUAGUUAAGCCAGUGAUGAAACAGAAGUAUAAUAGUCAGUUCAAUCCCACUUAUGUUAGAUCCAAUUAUAGUCACAACAGAAGAUAA
Bolinopsis microptera is the source of this 882-nucleotide messenger RNA. Its product is annotated as leukocyte receptor cluster member 1-like. NCBI's taxonomy places the organism in Eukaryota, Metazoa, Ctenophora, Tentaculata, Lobata, Bolinopsidae. The transcript has a single exon. The coding region runs from base 1 to 882 and encodes 293 amino acids. The record is from RefSeq and is a predicted model, not a curated record.